AAUGAGCAGCGGGAUAUGAAUUGUAAUGCUCGUCAAGGCAGCAGCAUUUGGUGCUGAAAGGACAGAGCCGCGGGCUGGUGUCGGGGCGGCGGCGGCGGCGGCAGCUUCGGUGACAGAGAUGGCUCCGCAGCAGGAACCUGUGAAAACUCCCUUCGGGCUGCCAGGUUCUGCCACGCGGUUUUUUACUUGGGAGGAAAUCGAACUCCGCACCAAGAAAGACGAUCCGCAGCGAGAGAUGUGGCUGGUGAUCGAUCGGAAAGUGUAUGACGUCAGCCGGUUUUACAGGCGACACCCGGGAGGCGCCCGGAUUCUGAUCAGCCACAUAGGGGAAGAUGCUACGGAUGCCUUUAUAGCCUUUCAUGUCGACAAGUCAUUGGUGAAGAAGUUUUUGAAUUCACUGCUGAUUGGGGAGUUGGCACCAGAUCAACCAAGUUUGGAACCCAGCAAAAAUAAAAUGCUUAUUGACGACUUCCGUGAGUUGAGAGACACUGUAGAGAAGAUGGGUCUCCUGAAACCCAACACUUUCUUCUUCAUGUCACUCCUUUUUCAUGUCCUGGUACUGGAUGCUGCUUCCUGGCUCACCCUCUUGUUUUUUGGAGCAUCUUUACUGCCAUACCUCAUCUCCGUAAUGUUGUUAACAGUAUCCCAGAUCCAGGCUGCAUGGUUCCAGCAUGAUUUGGGACAUCUUUCUGUCUUCCAGAAGACUAAGUGGAACCAUCUGCUUCACAAAUUUGUGAUGUGCCAUGUUAUGGGGGCAUCUGCCAACUGGUGGACUCGUAUGCACUCUCAACACCAUGCAAAACCCAACUGCUUUUCCAAAGACCCAGAUAUAGAUAUUCAUCCUUACAUGUUUGCUCUGGGAAAGGCCCUCUCUGUGGAGCUUGGGCUAAAGAAGAUCAAGUACAUGCCUUACAACCACCAGCAUCGGUAUUUCUCCUUCACUUUACCCCCACUGCUGUUUCCGAUUUACUUCCAAAUUCACGCCUUCUACAUGGUUUUCAAGAGAAAAUACUGGGUGGACCUGGUCUGGAUGUUGACCUUCUACCUGAGAUUUUUCUUCAUUUAUGGGUCCCUUUUAGAAACAAAAGCUUGUGUGCUAUUUUACUUUCUGUUCAGGAUGUUGGAAAGCUCUUGGUUUGUUUGGGUAUCACAAAUGAACCACAUACCCAUGGAGAUAAAUUAUGAUAGGAAGUUGGACUGGGUCUCAACACAGCUCCAGGCAACGUGUAAUGUAGACCAGUCCUUGUUCAAUGACUGGUUUACUGGGCACUUGAAUUUCCAGAUUGAACACCACCUUUUCCCCACGCUGCCUCGGCACAACUGUUGGAAGGUGGCCCCUCUGGUGAAGUCUUUGUGUGCCAAACAUGGCCUUGAGUACAAGUGCAAGCCUCUGCUGACAGCCUUUGCAGACAUUUUACACUCCUUGAAGGAUUCAGGAGAAAUCUGGCUGGAUGCCUAUCUGCAUAAAUAAGUAGUACUGGCUUCAUAGUGCAUUCAUAGUGAAUGGAAAUGGUCCAUUCACUAUUGUCAUGAAGACUCGUCUUGCACUAAUAGAUUGGUGGAAGUUGUGAAAUGCCCAAAGUCACCUUUCAAAGAUUUAUUCUUUCCUUUUCAUAAGGUUCUUAUUUUGAUCUUCUCUAGGAUUUGGAUAAAGUUUUGAAUUGGUGCCCCAUCUUUGGAACACUCUUCCCAAAGGUGUCUGCCUAGCAUCAACAUAUUUUUAUCUCUGAGGUGCCAGAUGAAGACUAUUUUAUUAUGGAGAACUUAAACUGAAUGAUAUAUUGAUCUGCUGUUUUUAAUGCUGUUGUUGGUUAUGUUUUCACUGGCAUAAUAUUUAUUAUUAUGCUGAUUUGUCUUCUAAAAAUUGUAUAUUCUAAGCUGUUUUAAAUAUAUUUAAUGGAAAAAGUAAGAUAAAAAUAUUUUACAUAAAUAAAAUAAAUUGACAGAGUGGCCCUUCA
Hemicordylus capensis (graceful crag lizard) is the source of this 1958-nucleotide messenger RNA. RefSeq names its product acyl-CoA (8-3)-desaturase-like. The transcript is spliced from 12 exons. The record is from RefSeq and is a predicted model, not a curated record. Gene Ontology annotation, cellular component: membrane. Lineage: Eukaryota; Metazoa; Chordata; Lepidosauria; Squamata; Cordylidae. The coding region runs from base 26 to 1471 and encodes 481 amino acids. Gene Ontology annotation, molecular function: oxidoreductase activity, acting on paired donors, with oxidation of a pair of donors resulting in the reduction of molecular oxygen to two molecules of water. Gene Ontology annotation, biological process: lipid metabolic process.